This is a messenger RNA of Paramecium pentaurelia, 1391 nucleotides long. The record is from the annotation of a GenBank genome assembly. Lineage: Eukaryota; Ciliophora; Oligohymenophorea; Peniculida; Parameciidae.
AUGAGGUAGGUUGAUUCAACUAUACCACUUUAGAAAUCAGAAAUUUGGGAUAUAGAAUUACAAAAAGUAUAAAUUGUAUAUUAUAUUAGAUGACUGUUAUUUAGAAAUAGAUAGAAAUUCCAAAAUACAUGAUUAUUGAAAGUGUUGCUUAAAGAAUUCAUUAAAUUCCUCUAAACUAUAUUCAUACAAAUAUAGUUUAUCCUGAUGAGAAUGAAUAUUCUUGUGAUGAAGAAGAUUGUAUAGCUGGGAUUGAUUCAAAUGCAAUUUAAUAAUUGGAUAUUAGGAAUAACCUAUCAAAUACUAGGAACUAUGUGCGACAAUAUGAAUUACUAAAUUCUUUGAAUUAUUCUGCUGAUUAUUAUAAUGAAAAGGUUCAAAGAUUACAAAGACCCUUAUUAAGAGUAUUUAUGAGAGCUUAAGAAGAUGAGUAAAAUAUCAUUUUUUUAUUGAUCAUUAGUUGUCGUUUCAAUGUUGCUUUUCAUCCCAGUAAGACCUACAAAUAAAAAAGAUUGAAACGACUCAACAUAUAGCUACCUGAAUUUGAUAUUUCUAGAUAAAUCAUCUACAAUGAAAAUCUCAUUUCUCUUCAUCUCAUUUAAUAAAUUAAGCAGCGUGAACUAUUAAAAUUAAAACUAAUUAAAUAAGAAGAAAAACAAUUUAUUAGUAAUUUCAGUAGUUGUUCAGAAAUAUUCAAUACUCUUAAAGAUUUGCGAAUUGCUUUGAAAGAAGAAGAACCUACUGAAAUUAAAGAUAAUAGAUCAAAAAUCUUUGAUUCUUGUUAAAUUAAUGAAUGUGCUUAUUAAUUCAAUAUUCCAAUGAUCUCUUUACCUGUUAUAGAGUUUAUGGAUGAAUAAUAUUAAUCAAUAAAAGAAAAACAAAUAAUAUGGCCUAAAAAUCCAAGUGUACUCUCAGAUUGGAAUAUUAAUAAUUAUACUAAAAUUGGGGUAUUUUAAUAUAAUAAAUAACUAAUAUAUACUACGAAUGAUCGUACUUUAUUUAUAUAGGAUAGAACUAAAAAGAACAAAAAAAAAAUUAAAUUGAUGCUUGUUGAUCGUAAUCGAGCCUCAGUAUUUGAUGGUAUAAGGGCUGAUUAUGAUCAUUAUUAUUCUCAUUAUUAGAAAUAAUAAUCAAAGAUUGAAUAAUUUAUAGAUUUAUAAAAAAAAGAGAUCCAUAAAUUUAAAUAAGAUUAAGUUAAAAAAGAAUUAAUUAUGAAAAUGCAAUAAAAAAAGGAGGAAGAAAAAUAACUUUUAAAAAUUAGAUUAAAAUUAAAUUAUUCUGAAGAACCAAAGAUAAUUAAAACAGUAAAAAUUAAACAUUCAGAUAAUCUAGUAUUUAGAUUAGUUAAAGAUAAUAAUGCUGAUGAUAAUAACUGUUAGAUUAUCUUAAAAUGA